Messenger RNA from Cyclospora cayetanensis, 1581 nucleotides. RefSeq lists its product as uncharacterized. Bases 1 to 1581 code for a protein of 526 amino acids. The record is from RefSeq and is a predicted model, not a curated record. The transcript is spliced from 2 exons. Lineage: Eukaryota; Apicomplexa; Conoidasida; Eucoccidiorida; Eimeriidae.
AUGUACUUCUGCAUCAGCAAAACUGGCAAGAGCACCGUGACGACAGCCUCAAUAGAAAACGCAUGCAGACACCUCAGCAUUUGCCGAGAGACGAGAACGGGUAGUUCAAACAGACAUGUAGCUAUCUUUUCUGCUGCCUCUGGUGAGGGCGAAAGAGCUUUUGUUUGUGCACUUGUCAUCAUGCCUCGCACAGAAGAGGGCGGCACCGUUGCAUGCAACAGCACUUCUGUAGUCCUCGACUCCGGACUCAUUUCUGUAGUUGAUGCUGCCGUACUUCCCUCCGCUUGCUCAGCUGGCGUCGUGCUGUGCGGGGUAUUCAGGACGCCUGCCUCUAUUAUUGCUUCACCACAAGGGAGCGAAGAUCGGAUCAGCUUGCUGCUGCUCAGCGCUACAGCAGCAGGGAACUCCAUCCUCAGCGCUCUUCGGAGGAGAUCGUUGGCAACGGUAGGAGCAGCGGCUGCAGCCGCCCUUCUUGCCGUAGUCGUCGUCCAUAGGGUUCACAAAGACGGCCUUGCACUUCCUACUGCAGCUCCCUCUUUCCUCAUGCAGCCCCCCGACGCGCAUGUGCGCUUCCUACUGCACCGACUCCAGCAGCAGCAGAUGCAGCAGCACAUGUCGCCAGACGCCGACCAGCAGGCGGAGCAGGCUGAGGUGUACAGGGCAGUCCACGACAUCCUCUCCGGCGGGGAGCUGCAACGAGAAAAACGGGCUCAGCAACUCCAACAAACUUACGAAUUAGUGCACGACAAGAGCAGGGGAUUCGCUGUCGCUGCGGCACGAGUACCCCUUGAGUGCGACAGCCCGUCUGAUAUCGACACGUGUGCUGCUCUGCUGCUCUCGCUGCAAAAGGAGCUGCUAAGUCCAUUGCAGCCGCAAUCAGGGAAGCCGCCUGUUCGGCUGGUUGCUGCAGCGCAGAAAACAGCAACAGCGGCAACUGCAGUAUCACCAGCGCCACCCAUGGUAGGCGUAAUACUGCGCCGACCACUGAGAUGGGAGCUGCUGCCGUUUUGCGUCACCUCGCACUGGCGUCCAUACACUGAGCAGCAGCAGGCCCUUGGAAAGCAGGAGUCUGGACGGCAGGAGCAGUGCAGCAGGGAGGGGGCUUUUCAGCCGCGACAGCAGACCGCUCAGCAGCAGCAGCAACAACGUCGUGUUGUUGCGGAGGUGUGGCUGUCUCGCGGAGAAGGCCGUGCGAGGGAGUAUCUCAUCUUGAGACUUUCCGCCGCAGCACCCGCUGUAAGGGCUGUUGAGGAUACACCCCCCUCGAAUGCAGGAGGGUCCGCUUCGGAUUCGUUGUACCUCGAGGUAAUCGCCGUGACAGUGGCUGAUGGGGUGACCUCUGCGCGUCCUCUCCUGAACGGACAUGUACUGCUUUCCAUUGCCAAGCUGCUUCGCUCGAAUCUGCGUGAAAUCCAGAGACGUCGGCGGAUGCUCUUGCAGCCGACCGCCCUCUCUAGGGGAAGCAGACCAGUUGCAAGCAGUGGCAGUAGCAGUACCAGCAGACAUGCAGCGUUCGUGGGCGCAGCUGCUCUAGCCCGACCAGUGCAGACUUACAGACAGCCAGGCUGUCCUCCUCGCUAG